UUUUUUUUUGGAUCGAAAACUGUCAUGUUUGUUUGUUCCUUUUUGUUUUUCACAAGUUUUUCGAAUCUUUCCACCAAACUUGUUUAUAGACUGCAAUGCAAACAACAACCCAUUUCUCACAUCAAUACUCGAAAGCUCUGAUCUUGAUUGAGUUCUCUCACUCACCACCACAGUUUGACUUUAAUGGCUUCUCUCUCAUCAUCUCUCAUGAAACCCAUUUCACAAACCUCAUACACUUCCCUCAAUUUCACUGACCACUCUCCAAAUUCGCUUCUCCUUCCCCAAAUUCUCUCCUUUUCAGGACUUGGGUUUCGAGGACGAUCACUGGGGCUAUUGAGCGUUAUGAAGAAUUCGAGUCAAACAGAAGCUUCAGUUGAAUCUACUCAAAUAUCUGAUGUCCCACUUCUUUCUUGCUCAGAGGCCAUUGAAAGGUUGAGAAGUAGUCAAGAAAGUUACAAAAGCAAGCAGCAAUACUUGGCUAUGUAUUCUAGCAUUUAUGGUGGAAUAACAACUGAUUCAGCGGCAAUGGUGAUCCCCAUGGACGACCACAUGGUUCAUAGAGGACACGGGGUUUUUGAUACUGCUGCAAUAAUGGACGGAUAUCUAUAUGAGUUGGAGCAACACCUUGAUCGAAUCAUAAGGUCAGCGACACUGGCAAAAAUAAACCUUCCUUUUGAUAGGGAAAGCAUAAGACGAAUACUCAUUCAAACCGUGAGUUCUUCAAAAUGCAAACAAGGAUCACUAAGAUACUGGCUUUCAGCAAUCAAUACGGGUGAUUUCCAACUAUCCCCAUCCAACUGUCGUAAACCCUCUCUUUAUGCCAUCGUAAUCCAAGAUCAAUCGCCAUCCGAUCAAAAAGGUGUGAAAGUAGUAACUUCAUCAAUUCCAAUAAAGCCCCCUCAAUUUGCUAUCAUGAAGAGUGUGAAUUACCUUCCCAAUGUGCUUUCGAAAAUGGAAGCUGAAGAAAAUGGAGGGUAUGCGGCGAUUUGGUUGGACCAAGAAGGGUAUGUCGCCGAAGGGCCUAACAUGAAUGUUGCGUUUGUUACUAAAGAGAAGGAGCUUUUGAUGCCUCACUUUGACAAAAUUCUUAGCGGAUGCACAGCUAGGAGAGUUUUGGUUCUUGCCGAGGGGCUGGUGAAGGAGGGGAAAAUUCGGGGAAUAAGGGUCAGAAAUGUCACUGUGGAGGAAGGGAAAGGAGCGGAUGAGAUGAUGCUGAUUGGUAGCGGUGUUCUUGUUCGCUCUGUGUUGCAAUGGGAUGAACAGAUCAUUGGUGAUGGUAAAAAAGGGCCGGUGAGUCUGGCUCUCCUAAACCUCAUUGUGGAUGACAUGAAAUCUGGUCCCCAUACCGUUCGAGUCCGUGUUCCUUAUUGAGAAGUGCAUCUGUGACUUCAAUCUCUUCUGGAAAGCUAUUCUUGCAAAACUGCAACAUGUUUUCCUAAACCACGUAGUUCAAUUCAAUGGUUGACAAAGCUCUGAAGGUUGAUAAAUAAGCAGAGUUGGUUGUUGCACUGUUGUUAAGCUCUGUGAAGAAAGUAACUGAAAUAUGUUUAUGGGUACUCACUUUAUUUCCUUUUCCUAAAUAGCGACUGAAUGUUUUUCUUUUA
Molecule: messenger RNA, 1604 nt
Organism: Camellia sinensis
Lineage: Eukaryota; Viridiplantae; Streptophyta; Magnoliopsida; Ericales; Theaceae
Source: RefSeq, a predicted model, not a curated record